Molecule: messenger RNA, 702 nt
Organism: Echinops telfairi (small Madagascar hedgehog)
Lineage: Eukaryota; Metazoa; Chordata; Mammalia; Afrosoricida; Tenrecidae
Gene: PTGES3L
Product: prostaglandin E synthase 3 like
Exons: 8
Coding region: 97-567 (156 amino acids)
Biological process (GO): protein folding; chaperone-mediated protein complex assembly
Cellular component (GO): cytosol; nucleus
Molecular function (GO): Hsp90 protein binding; protein-folding chaperone binding
Source: RefSeq, a predicted model, not a curated record
UCGCCAUAAAAGGAGAAGCAGCUGCCUGGGCUCCCUGGUCUAAAGAUAGAGGACCCUGCUGGGCACACCGAGCCCCAACGGGCCGCUGGAGCCGCCAUGGCGACGCUGCACGCCCGGACCCUGUGGUAUGACAGGCCCAAGUACGUGUUCAUGGAGUUCUGCGUCGAGGACAACACGGAUGCCCGCGUGCUGCUCGAGGACCACCGCCUGGUGUUCAGCUGCAAGAACGCCGACGGGGUGGAGGUAUGCAACGAGAUUGAGUUCUAUGCCAAGGUGAACUCCAAGGACUCCCAGGAUAAGCGCUCCGGCCGCUCCAUUACUUGCUUUGUGAGGAAGUGGAAGGAGAAUGUGGCCUGGCCGCGCCUCACCAAGGAGGAUAUCAAGCCAGUGUGGCUGUCUGUGGACUUUGAUAACUGGAGAGAUUGGGAAGGGGAUGAAGAGACAGAGCUGGUUCAUGUGGAACACUAUGCCGAGCUUUUGAAGAAGGUCAGCACCAAGGCCCCGCCCCCUGUGAUGGAUGACCUGGACGAUGAUUCUGACAGCGCCGCUGAGGCCGCAGGCACCUGACCAGCUGCUGCACUGGGGGCAGGACAAGGAAGUUAGAGACUGGUGGGCCUUCCAACCCAUCAUCGACUCAUCUCGAUGUUCGGGCCACUCUUCAGUGCCCGAGGAUCAUAAUAAAGCUCUAGGAUUUGUACUUUG